Molecule: messenger RNA, 1119 nt
Organism: Pogonomyrmex barbatus (red harvester ant)
Lineage: Eukaryota; Metazoa; Arthropoda; Insecta; Hymenoptera; Formicidae
Product: trans-1,2-dihydrobenzene-1,2-diol dehydrogenase-like
Molecular function (GO): nucleotide binding
Source: RefSeq, a predicted model, not a curated record
AACGUGUCUCGCCUCAUGCUCCAUUUUUUUUAUCUUCAAGUUUGUUGAGUCAGUUUGAAUCGAUUUGAGUUACUGAACGAUGACUAUUCUACGAUGGGGUAUCGUCAGUGCGGGGAAUAUCUCGCAUGAUUUCGUGUCAGCAUUGCGAGCUUUGCCGGCAAAUGAGCACGAUGUAAUUGCCGUUGCGGCGCGGCAAUUAUCGCGUGCGCAAGCUUUUGCAAAGCUUCACGAAAUUAAAAAGGCCUACGAUGAUUAUGCGAAAUUGGCCUUGGACAAAGAUAUCGAUAUCGUGUAUAUUGGUGCGAUCCAUCCUCAACAUUUUGAUAUUGCGAUGUUGAUGCUGAAGCACAACAAGCAUGUCCUAUGCGAGAUUCCAUUGACAAUGAAUUUGAAGCAGACCACCAAAUUAAUUAAUUACGCGAAAAGCAAAAAUUUGUUCCUGAUGGAGGGCGUAUGGAGCCGCUGUUUCCCUCUAUAUGAUGUGAUUAAGAAGGAGAUUACAUCCGGUACCAUCGGUGAUGUUCAACAAGUGAUCAUCUCUUUCGGUUUCGGACUGCCUGACAUGGAGCGAAUGAUUUUGAAAGAGCUGGGCGGUGGCACGAUUCUCGAAUUUAGUAGUUUCUGUCUACAAUUGGCCUGCUUAGUCUACAACAAUGAAAUGCCACAGAGCAUUAAGGCAUCAGGGUUCCUGAAUAAGGAUGGAGUCGACACGUCUAUGUCGGUUACCUUGACCUAUCAAGGGAAUCGCACCGUGACCAUCAUGACGAAUAUAUUGGCCACUCUACCAAACGAAGCAUACCUCUGUGGUACCAAAGAUAUGAUAAAAAUACCGGAUUUUUGGUCAACAAAGGUGGAACUGCCAAGUGGUACAGUGACGAUGUCACUGCCGAAACUAAAGCACGAAACUAAAUACAUCAAUUCUGCCGGAUUUUGCUACGAAGCUGCCGAAGUUCGCGAUUGCAUUUUGAAAGGUUUGACAGAAAGCCCGAAGAUAUCGCAUGAGACAUCCUUAUUACUGGCGAAGCUGGAGGAUGAACUGCGCAGACAACUGGGUGUUGUGUAUCCUCAAGAUUGAUUAUAAAUUUCUUUUUUUUUCAAAUAAAGAUAUUUUUAUUUCUA